CUUAUCUGCACCACGCCAUCACAACGCCCUUCGCUAUGGAUCUACUUCAAACAGUGCGCAAAGAAGGUAGCCGUGGCGGCCGAGCCGAGUUCAAGUGGGAAGAUGUCAAGAACGAUGCGCAGCGCGAGAAUUACCUGGGCCACUCGAUCAUGGCUCCUGUCGGUCGCUGGCAGCAAAAUCGCGAUCUCAACUGGUAUGCGAAAGGCGACGACGAGUCGAAGCAAGCCGAGGCUGCACGUCUCAAGGAGGAGAAGCGCAAGCUGAAGGAGGCUGAGGAGGACGCCAUGCUCGCAGCCAUGGGUCUCCCAGUGCCAGAAAGAAACAACGCCAAUCUGACACCCUUGGGAGAGAGGGCGCAAGAGGCUGAUGUGAAGGAGGCGAUCGAAGAGAAAGCGAGAGGCAACGAUGAUGAUGACAAGGCGAAGAGGAGAGACAAGAAGGAUCGGUCGAGACGACACAGGGAUGACGACGACCGCGAAAGGCGGAGAAGACAUCGCUCGAGGAGCCGCUCACGAGACAGAGACCGCCGCCAUAGACACCAUGACCGCUCAAGGUCUCGCGAAAGGCGGCGAGGCGGCGAUCGAGAGCGGGACAAGCGAAGGCAACGUUCACGCAGCCGCGAACACGCACGACGAGACAACCGCGCCGAGCCUCGACGAGGGGAAGAGAUUGAGGACAGACCGCAUAGAACACGAUCGCGUUCAAGGGAUCGCCGCCGUAGGCAAGAUUCGAGGAGCAGAUCACCAUACAAGGCCGAGAGAAGACGGGACUAAGAAUUUGGACUUAGGAGUCCCAGACCUAUACAGAGUAUUUUCUUAGUUGCUAUGAUACCCUUUGCUCCUUAGAAGCUU
Boeremia exigua is the source of this 851-nucleotide messenger RNA. RefSeq names its product kinase phosphorylation protein-domain-containing protein. Bases 36 to 773 code for a protein of 245 amino acids. The transcript has 2 exons. The record is from RefSeq and is a predicted model, not a curated record. NCBI's taxonomy places the organism in Eukaryota, Fungi, Ascomycota, Dothideomycetes, Pleosporales, Didymellaceae.